This is a messenger RNA of Carya illinoinensis, 3623 nucleotides long. RefSeq lists its product as uncharacterized. NCBI's taxonomy places the organism in Eukaryota, Viridiplantae, Streptophyta, Magnoliopsida, Fagales, Juglandaceae. The transcript is spliced from 9 exons. Bases 812 to 3385 code for a protein of 857 amino acids. The record is from RefSeq and is a predicted model, not a curated record.
ACCUCCGUUUCUUCUUCCCAUCGCCCGUCUCCUACGUCCAGCGCCCCCCAACUCUCUGCAGAACACCCCUCCCUCUCUUCCCGCUCAUCCCUCUCUCUUUCAGUCGCCCUCUCUAUCCGUCCGUCCCGAUCUCUCAUUCUCUUUCGAGUUUCUGCCGCCCAAGCUCAACGCCAUGCCCCCGCUGUUUCCCCGACGUCAUACCACAAGUCCACGUCAGUAAGCCUAUCCGACCACCGCUCUCCCUCCCUCGAACUCUUUUUCUCUCUCGUUGCCGCCCACCUCGCUCUCUCUUCCUGAAAUUCUCAGCCGCCGCUCACCACUGGGCUACCGCCAACAACGCCGCGCAGACUGCCGCUCGCCACUCAACCCUCUUCAGCCUUGCCCACGCCAAAGCCACCGCACACCUCACGCCACUCCAGCCCGUCCUCCACUGUCCCCUCCGUCGUCUGUUGCAGCGCCCCGCCACAGAUCUUUUCCUCCCUCUGUCGCGAGCUCUCUCAUCUCUGCAUCCUCUCAGCGGCGCCACCCCACAGACGCAACGAGCCGCCGUAGGCCGCUGCAUCGCACAGCGCCCAUUCGAAGUGCUGCCAACGAAGCUGACAUGGCAGUCCCAUCGCAUCGUUGUCGUGAACAAACCGCCGCGCUGUUCGGUUACAUCGUCCACAGUGGCUGUCCAACACUGCUACCCUUCUUAGUGUGAAGCUGCCACCACCGGACAACCACCGGUCAAUUGGUUAGAGGGCGUGACAAAAGACGUGUACGGGGCCUAUAAAUUUUUGGUUUGCGGAACUUCUUGAAUAUUUGGUCUCUCAUGGAUGAGGCAUCUGGUUGCGCUUCAAGCCUUGCAUGGAUUUGGGUCAUUGAAGCUCUUGCAAGCUUCAAGGAAGUUGAUGUUUCUAUUUUACAUGAUUUGAUUGAAAUGGCUCCAGAUUUACCAGAUAAUUUGGGGAAAAACAUGAGGGAAAUGCUGGCUUUGAGAUGUUUGGAGGUUUUAUCUGGUCCUAGUAAUGGGAUUGCAAAAGAUGGUUGUUCAUCCCUAGCUUCAAAAGUUGGGUUUGAUAUGUCAAAAAGCUGUGAGGAUGUUCUCGAGCACAUAGUGCAGGAGACUUCGUUAUCAGAUCUUAAAAUGGCUGGAUUAGAGCUGUCAAAAUGCAAUGCUCACCCCUUUAUAGUCCAUAAAAGAGCCUGUAUGCCUAAACUUGCCUUACAACAGCUGAAAGAUUCCCUUCUUGAUGGUAGUCAUCCUUAUGCUGAUACCUUGAAGGUAAGGAGUGGAUUGGCAAAUGCAGGUGAAAUAGUACCUGUGUAUAAUGUUAAGCACAGAGCACUCACACGGAGAGUUAAUAAGAGCUGUCUUGACACACAGCAUAUGGGACCGAAAGGGAAUGUGAUGCCUAGAAUUGUUGAGGGUAGGAAAAAGCUACUGGAAACCAAUCCGUGUACUGGGAUUUUACUUGACUCCAAGAGGAAAAGGAAUACACUGGCUACUGAAAAUAUGGAUGAAGACUUCCAUGAAAACCGAAAUGGUUUAGAUGCUUGUGAUGAUCCUAAUAUAAAUGCCAAGAGGCAGAAGCAAUUUGCCUCAUCCUCAAUUCAGUCCAGAGAAGUAAACCCAGUUCCUCUAAAUGGAGCAGAACACAUAGAGUUUCCAUCUGAAAGAGUUAUGCUGGUUGCUGGAACAGAAAGUUGUGGCUUGGCUAAGGAUCAGGGAGGAAGCCUGGAAGAAGUCAGGGUUCUAGGGGAUAAUCAUGAUGAGCAUACUGCCUCCAUGAAAUGUGGGCAUAUUGCUGAUGAUGAAUUCAGCCAUAUUGAAUCAGAGAUUCUUGAUGUCGGUACUGCUAUACCUUCGGAUACAUUUGGAGAUGAACCUCGUCAAAAGAUCUCUGUUGAUGAAGUUGGAGAUGAUAGGGAACAAUGUGCUGAACUUAGAACUUCAAGUGGUCCUCUCCUGGUCAAGACUCAAGGAAAUGAAUCCCAAUGUGACUGUGAACACCAGUUUCAACUAAAAGCACUAUUCUCUGCAUCACUCAAUGGAUGCAAGCAGAAGAUCAUCGCACAUGAAGCUGAAGAGAAUAUGGACCAUUGUUGUGAAGUGGGGACAUCAAGUGAUGGUGAGGGGUAUCACUACGGUAAUAUUGAUGUCUUCUUUGAGAAAAAUGAGUUCUUGAGCUCUCGGGCAACAAACAGUUAUGAUCCAUCAACUGGUUGGACGUUCCAAAAUCUUUGUAUGAAGUGUAAUGAAGGUGGUCAGCUGUUGGUAUGUAGCACAAGUAAUUGCCCGGUGAUGGUUCAUGAGAACUGUUUGGGUUCCUCACCCUGCUUUGACAACAAUGGUAAAUUUUACUGCCCCUUCUGUGCAUAUUCCCUUUCUAUUUCAGAGUAUCUUGUAGCUAAGAAAAAGGCCUCCUUGGCAAGGAAAGAAUUAACUUUGUUUUUUGGUAUGGUUUGGGACCAAAAGCCAGAGGAACUUACCAAGACAUUUCAUAGAGAUGAGGAGGAUCUUCUCGUCAAAAGUCAUGAAAAUGGGUCCUUGGAAGAGAGAGUAAAUGGUCAGACUGGUCAUGGCGGGGAACAUGCAGAUGAAGUCAAUAAUUUUCAUUGUAGAAGAGGUAUAGAUGAUAAGCAACAAGCAGAAUCUUCUGCAUUAUGUGAUGUCAAUUCAGUACUUAGAGAGGAAGAGCCAGCUGAAAUUACCAGGACACUAAAUGUAUUAACUGAAGAGAAAGAAGGGCAAGAAAAUUCUAUCCAAGCUGUAAGAGUGGUUGAAGGAGACAACCAAGAAGCAGCUGAGCAUGAUGGUUAUAAUUCAUCUGGUAGAAACACAGAUGUUAUUCCUGUCAAUCAAAGUCACGUGGAGGAAGAACUCCAGCAGGAUGUUUUAGAGCAGCAGAUUGCCUACCCACCAGAUGAACCUGUUUGUGUACAGGAUACUCAUGCAGGUGGUGAUAAUUUAUCCUGUAGAAACACAGACGUUAUUCCUGGCAUUCAGAUAAACUCAAAGGAACAAAUCCAGCAGGAAGUUUUAGAGCAAGAGAUCGCGGAGCCAACAGAGGAACCUGUUUGCGCACUUGAUGCUGAUGCAGAGGAAAUUUCUGGAGAUGAAAAUGCGAAGUCUAUCAUUUCUAAUUAUUCUAUAAGAGUCCAAAAGCAAGAGAGGCAUGAUACUUACCCAGCAAGUCCUCAGCUAAGGCGAAACAAAGUUCCAUGGACAGCUGAGGAAGUAGAGAUACUGAAGGAAGGAGUGCAGAAAUUUUCAAACACCAAUGACAGAAAUAUUCCAUGGAAGAAGAUUUUAGAAUUUGGUGGCAAUGUGUUUCUGCGCAUUCGGACAACAGUAGACUUGAAGGAUAAAUGGAGGAACUUGGGCAAAGUGGGCCCGAGGUGAAAAUGAAGUCCUGUCAGGGGAGAUGGAAACCCAAAAAAGAACAAAAACACACAAUCUAAGAGUGGAAUUAGCUUUGCUAGGAUCUGUACUGAGAUUGAUGUAUGGUUCAUUUUGUUGAGCACUUUUGACUCCCAUUGUGAGAAUGACUGGUUGUUCUCUGUGUAAAGUCUUCAUGCUCAGACUUGGGUGUACAGGCUUUGAUUUAACAUGGCAAGCCUGGGCCCAAUUCCGAGGAAGA